This is a messenger RNA of Kogia breviceps (pygmy sperm whale), 3098 nucleotides long. It is a transcript of the gene GPAM, whose product is annotated as glycerol-3-phosphate acyltransferase, mitochondrial. The record is from RefSeq and is a predicted model, not a curated record. Gene Ontology annotation, cellular component: plasma membrane; mitochondrial membrane. Gene Ontology annotation, molecular function: glycerol-3-phosphate O-acyltransferase activity. Gene Ontology annotation, biological process: phospholipid biosynthetic process; fatty acid metabolic process; glycerol-3-phosphate metabolic process. NCBI's taxonomy places the organism in Eukaryota, Metazoa, Chordata, Mammalia, Artiodactyla, Physeteridae.
CCGGCGGAGCCGAGGGUGCGAGCGGCGAGGGCGGGAGCGGGCUGCGGGAGGCUGCUCGCGCCGGGAGCGCCGGGACAGAUGGGGAAACCAAGGCAUGGAAGUUAACCAACUCGUCCAAAGUCACACAGAUGCGCAUGGUUUGGGAGUUACACUUUGUGACAUGGAUGAAACUGCACUGACCCUUGGCGCCAUAGAUGUUUCUUAUUUGCCAAAUUCAUCUGAAUACAGUAUUGGUCGAUGUAAGCAUGCAAGCGAGGAAUGGGGUGAGUGUGGUUUCAGACCAACUGUCUUCAGAUCUGCAACCUUGAAGUGGAAAGAAAGCCUAAUGAGCCGGAAAAGGCCCUUUGUAGGAAGAUGUUGUUAUUCCUGUACUCCCCAGAGCUGGGAUAAAUUUUUCAACCCCAGUAUCCCAUCUUUGGGUUUGCGGAAUGUUAUUUAUAUCAAUGAAACUCACACAAGGCAUCGAGGAUGGCUGGCAAGACGUCUUUCUUACGUGCUUUUCGUUCAAGAGCGAGAUGUCCAUAAAGGCAUGUUUGCCACCAACGUGACUGAAAACGUACUGAACAGCAGUCGGGUACAAGAGGCAAUUGCAGAAGUGGCUGCUGAAUUAAACCCUGAUGGUUCUGCUCAGCAGCAAUCAAAAGCUGUCAAUAAAGUGAAAAAGAAAGCCAGAAAGAUCCUUCAAGAAAUGGUUGCCACUGUCUCACCGGCACUGAUCAGACUGACCGGAUGGGUGCUGCUAAAACUGUUCAACAGCUUCUUUUGGAAUAUUCAAAUUCACAAGGGUCAACUUGAGAUGGUUAAAGCUGCAACUGAGAUGAAUUUGCCGCUUAUAUUUCUUCCAGUUCAUAGAUCACAUAUUGACUAUCUCCUGCUCACUUUCAUUCUCUUCUGCCAUAACAUCAAAGCGCCAUACAUUGCUUCAGGAAAUAAUCUCAACAUCCCCAUCUUCAGUACCCUGAUCCAUAAGCUUGGGGGCUUUUUCAUACGACGGAGGCUAGAUGAGACGCCAGAUGGACGGAAAGAUAUUCUCUAUAGAGCUUUGCUCCAUGGGCAUAUAGUUGAACUACUUCGACAGCAGCAGUUCUUGGAGAUUUUUCUGGAAGGCACACGCUCUAGGAGUGGAAAAAUCUCCUGUGCUCGGGCAGGACUUUUGUCAGUUGUAGUAGAUACUCUGUCUACCAAUACCAUCCCAGACAUCUUGAUAAUACCUGUUGGGAUCUCCUACGAUCGUAUUAUUGAGGGUCAUUACAAUGGCGAACAACUGGGAAAACCUAAGAAGAACGAGAGCCUCUGGAGCGUAGCAAGAGGCGUUAUCAGAAUGUUACGAAAAAACUAUGGAUGUGUCAGAGUGGAUUUUGCACAACCAUUUUCCUUAAAGGAAUAUUUAGAAAGCCAAAGUCAGAAACCUGUUUCUUCUCCACUUUCUCUGGAGCAAGCGUUGUUACCAGCUAUACUUCCUUCAAGACCCAGUGAUGCUGCUGCUGAAGGUACAGACACGUCCAUUAACGAGUCCAGAAAUGCAACAGAUGAAUCCUUCCGAAGAAGAUUGAUUGCAAAUCUGGCUGAGCACAUUCUCUUCACCGCUAGCAAGUCCUGUGCCAUUAUGUCAACACACAUCGUGGCCUGCCUGCUCCUCUACAGACACAGGCAGGGAAUUGAUCUCUCCACGUUGGUGGAGGACUUCUUUGUGAUGAAGGAGGAAGUCCUGGCUCGCGAUUUUGACCUGGGUUUCUCAGGAAAUUCAGAAGAUGUAGUCAUGCAUGCCAUACAGCUGCUGGGAAAUUGCAUCACAAUCACACACACCAGCAGGAACGAUGAAUUUUUUAUUACUCCCAGCACAACUGUCCCAUCAGUCUUUGAACUCAACUUCUACAGCAAUGGGCUGCUUCACGUCUUUAUCAUGGAGGCCAUCAUAGCCUGCAGCCUUUACGCAGUUCUGAAGAAGAGGGGCCCGGGAGCGCCUGUGUCUGCCAGCUCGAUCAGCCAGGAACAGCUGGUGCGCAAGGCCGCCAGCCUGUGCUAUCUGCUCUCCAACGAAGGCACCAUCUCUCUUCCCUGCCAGACGUUUUACCAAAUUUGCCAUGAAACAGUAGGCAGGUUUAUCCAGUAUGGCAUUCUUAUAGUGGCGGAGCCAGACGAUCAGGAAGAUGGUAGUCCUGGUCUUGCUGAACAGCAGUGGGACAAGAAGCUUCCUGAACCUUUGUCUUGGAGGAGCGAUGAAGAGGACGAAGACAGCGAUUUUGGUGAGGAGCAGCGAGAUUGCUACCUGAAGGUGAGCCAGUCCAAGGAGCACCAGCAGUUCAUCACCUUCCUGCAGAGGCUCCUUGGGCCUUUGCUGGAGGCCUACAGCUCUGCUGCCAUCUUCAUGCACAACUUCAGUGGUCCUGUUCCAGAGCCUGAGUAUCUGCAAAAGCUGCACAGAUACCUAAUAACCAGGACAGAAAGAAGUGUGGCAGUGUAUGCUGAGAGUGCCACCUAUUGUCUUGUGAAGAAUGCUGUGAAAAUGUUUAAGGAUAUUGGGGUUUUCAAAGAGACCAAACAAAAGAGAGUGUCUGUUUUAGAACUCAGCAGCACUUUUCUACCUCAGUGCAACCGGCAAAAACUCCUGGAAUAUAUUCUGAGUUUCGUGGUGCUGUAGGUGACCCUGGCACGUCUGGCCAGUGACGAGUGUGGGGUGAGUCCCUCGUACGCUCCUGCCUGUGGCUCGAGAGUGGAAGGCGCCAUCGUGUGGUCGGGCCUGACCUGUCCUGACGUGACCUCCUGGAAGACAAGUGCCUUCUCCCCGCCGUGAUCUGUGAUCAUCGGACUCUGAGAUGACACAGCCGCCUACAGAUCACACUUUGGGGGCCCUCAGCCUCCGUUCACAGUUCAUAAUCAAUAGGUUACAAAAUGAAAUCGCAAACGAUUAUUUUGGAGUUUAUUAAAGAUUUACAUUUUAAGUAUAACUGUUAAGGACUAAUUACUGUGAUGGACACAAAAAUGUAGUUGAUUCUAGAACUGAAUCUUGUAUAGUAUACUUAAUGCUGUCAGGUAAUUCGUUGGCAUAUUUUCUGAUUAAUGGUUAAUGCUUCCUUUAAAAAUAAUUGCGUCAUCCA